AUGGCAUCAAUCAGCUCUCUGCACUCCUUGACCUUGGAGCUACCUCCGAGCUGCAUAGAAUUCGUUCCCGGCCAUCGGGACCUAUUCGUCGUGGGAACAUACUAUCUCGACCGAAGUGCUGAUGAAGACUCGGGCGAGGUUGCAGAAGACACGGAGAAGAAGUCUCAGCAGAGAAGCGGGAGCCUAUUACUCUUCCAGCUGGACGGAGAUGAACCCAAGCUCAUCCGAACCCUCCCCACCCCCUUCGCCGUCUUCGACCUCCACUUCACGCCCCCCGCCCACGGCGACCCAGCCCUCCUCGGCGCCGCCUCGUCCACCGGCUCCCUAGCCCUGUACCGGGUCUCCCGCACGCAGCACCCCGAAAUCCAGCACCUGCGCACCCUGCAACUCUUCCCCCAAAACUCACUGAUCACCUUCUUCGCCUGGCACCCUCGGACGCCGCUCCUGGCCGGCCUGGCCCUCGCCGACGGGAGCGCGCACCUCUGCGCCCUCCCCUCGCCCGACGACCCCGCCACAGACGCGGACCCCGACCCCGAGGCUUUUACGCCCUGCCUCGCCCCCCUCCUGGCUCAUGACCUCGAGGCCUGGUUCCUGACUUUCGCUCCCGCUGGCACGGCGCUCUACACCGGCGGCGACGACAGCGCGCUCAAAUUCCGCAGUCUGCCCGACCCCUCUACUCCCCCCGCCGCGCAAUGGCAGGACCGCCGCAUCCACGCCGCGGGCGUCACGGCCAUCCUCCCCCUCGCAGGCCCCAACCUGCUCUUGACCGGCAGCUACGAUGACCGUGUCCGCCUGCUGCGGGUGCCGGACCCCAGCGGCAGCAGAGGCGGGGGCGUCCGGCGGCCGGUCGUGCUCGCGGAAGCGGAUCUCGGCGGCGGCGUGUGGCGCCUCAAGGACAUUACGCCCGAAGCUGCAGCAGGGGGAGAGCAGCGCGAGUUCGUCGUCCUGGCGAGCUGCAUGCAUGCUGGUGCGCGCGUUUUGCGGCUGCGUGCUUCGUCGCCUGAUGAGGGCGAGGAGUGGCAGUUUGAGGUCCUGGCUAGCUUUGAGGAGCAUCAGAGCAUGAAUUAUGGGAGCGAUGUGCAGCCCCUUGCGUCUGGGGAGGAGGGCGGGCAGAGGACCGUCGUGAGCACCAGCUUCUACGACCGAUUGCUUUGUGUGUGGAAGUGGUGA
Molecule: messenger RNA, 1170 nt
Organism: Aplosporella prunicola CBS 121167
Lineage: Eukaryota; Fungi; Ascomycota; Dothideomycetes; Botryosphaeriales; Aplosporellaceae
Exons: 3
Coding region: 1-1170 (389 amino acids)
Molecular function (GO): protein binding
Source: RefSeq, a predicted model, not a curated record